GAAUACCAUGGCAUCACAUUUGGAAACUAUAUUCAAUGACUGUUUGUUACCAUCUGAAUCGAAUUCCUCUACUGUUACUGUUUCAUCAGCACCCUAUGAUAACAUGCUUCCUUUGAAAUUGGAUGAUGUUACCUCAGCAAUACAGACGCUACCUUCGAAGAAAGCGCCAGGUGUAGAUCAUAUUCGAGUCAUUCCACGGCAAGCCAUCCUAUUUUGAAUUCCUUUCAAAGCAAGAGGCAUCUUUAGCCUUAAAGACUUGGUGGAUGCAAGUGCCACUAAAAAUCGCUCCACUAUGCCUAUGCUUGCUUCAAUUGGUGUCAACAACUAUGGCUUUCCUAAGCAGCUCUCCAGUCGGUUAUACUGUCAAAUGAUUUGCUCAUAAAUGGAAUAUGGAGUUUGAGCGAUUGAAGGCCAAAUUAGGUCGUGCACUCAAAAGGACUAAUCCAAACAAAAUUGAGCUUUUGUUGAGAACUGAAUGAAAAUGUAAUUAUUUGGCUUUGGCAUAGUAAUGAAAUUGGUAAAU
Gilbertella persicaria is the source of this 523-nucleotide messenger RNA. RefSeq lists its product as uncharacterized. The transcript has a single exon. The record is from RefSeq and is a predicted model, not a curated record. Lineage: Eukaryota; Fungi; Mucoromycota; Mucoromycetes; Mucorales; Choanephoraceae. Bases 8 to 217 code for a protein of 69 amino acids.